Drosophila erecta is the source of this 946-nucleotide messenger RNA. Its product is annotated as modifier of mdg4. The transcript has 3 exons. The coding region runs from base 419 to 724 and encodes 101 amino acids. The record is from RefSeq and is a predicted model, not a curated record. Lineage: Eukaryota; Metazoa; Arthropoda; Insecta; Diptera; Drosophilidae.
UGAGAAUUUAUUCCAUCUCUAAAGUACAGUGCUCUUCUUCUUUAAACUGUGUUUUUCGUGCAUUAAAUAUUUUAUUCUAUAUAUUUCCGCCACAUCCUCAUCUGCAACUAAGAUUCCACCACGUAAACGCGGCAGACCGAAAACUAAGGUUGAGGAUCAGACGCCCAAGCCGAAGCUCCUGGAAAAACUACAGGCGGCGACCCUGAAUGAGGAGGCAAGCGAGCCUGCGGUGUACGCCUCCACAACGAAGGGCGGUGUCAAGCUUAUAUUCAAUGGCCACCUGUUCAAGUUUUCGUUCCGCAAGGCGGACUAUUCCGUAUUUCAGUGCUGCUACCGUGAGCACGGAGAGGAGUGCAAGGUGCGAGUGGUAUGCGACCAAAAAAGGGUCUUUCCUUACGAGGGCGAACACGUGCACUUUAUGCAGGCCAGCGACAAAAGCUGCCUGCCCUCUCAGUUCAUGCCGGGCGAAUCGGGAGUCAUAUCCUCGCUGUCGCCGAGCAAGGACACCAAGGUGGAGCUGCUGAUCAAAAACACCACCAAGCUCGAGGAUGCCGACGACAAAGAGGAUGAAGAUUUCGAGGAGUUCGAGAUUCAGGAGAUCGACGAGAUCGAAUUGGACGAACCGGAGAAGACUCCCGCCAAGGAGGACGAAGUGGACCCCAAUGAUUUCCGUGAAAAAAUCAAGCGACGACUUCAAAAGGCACUGCAGAAUAAGAAGAAGUGACACAGAAUAUGCCUUAGAACUUCAAAUUAUACUUUUUACUAUAUUAACUUUACUAUGAUCAAGAAGGCUCAAAACGGCCCAACAGUACAACAUCUGACCUGCCUAAGAGCUUGACAUUAUACUUUCUUUAUUCAUUUGGGUUUUAAAUACCCCUAAUAAUUCUAAAUAAUUAAGUUUUUCGUAAUAAAACGAUGUCAAUAAAUCAGACCUUAAACCAUUUCA